AUGGAAACCACAAGCCUAGUGCCCGAUGCUCACUUUCUCGAGUGCGCUUGCUGCCUGCACAGGCCUUGCAUCUCUCGGCUCCAUGGUCUAUGUGUGCGCCCUGAGGACCAUGCAAACCGCCCUGACACUGCACUAUGCAAUGCCCUCCUGACCAUGCACGCGUGCUGUGGUUGCAUAGACCGAGCGUACAUUGUCUUCAAACUCAUCCCUAUCCGAAACAUAGUCUCAUGGAAUGCACUCAUUGCUGGGCUCACGUGCCAUGGGUUCAGGCUCGAGGCGAUAUCGACUUUCGAGGCCAUGCACAAAGACUCGAAUGUGCCAUCCCCUGACUCGGUCACGAUUGUUGCUUUCUUAACAGGGUGCAGUCCCUCAGGUUUGGUAGAAGAAGGGAAGGUCUACUUUGAAAUGAUGGUAAAAGAUUAUGGUAUUGAGCCUUUCAUAGAGCAUUUAUCUUACUUGAUUUAUGUGUUGGGGUGGGCUGGUCUUGUUAGAGAGGGAGAGGAAUAUGCAAAGAAAUUUGAAGGAGAGGAUUUAGUGAGUGGGGGUAGAUUGCUUUCAGCUUGCAGGUUACAUGGGGAUCUGGAGGCUGAAAAAAGAGUGGGUUCGAGGAUUUUGAAAAUGGGUCCUGAUGUUGGGUCUCUUUAUGUGCUUGUCUUCAAUAUGUUUGCUAGAGAGAAAAAGUGGGAGGAAGCUGGAAAAACAAGGAAGGUGAGGAGAGAGAGUAGGGCAAAGAAAGAGGUUGGGUGGAGUUGGGUUCAAAUGUGA
This is a messenger RNA of Amborella trichopoda, 765 nucleotides long. Its product is annotated as pentatricopeptide repeat-containing protein At4g14820. The record is from RefSeq and is a predicted model, not a curated record. Lineage: Eukaryota; Viridiplantae; Streptophyta; Magnoliopsida; Amborellales; Amborellaceae. Gene Ontology annotation, molecular function: protein binding; RNA binding. Gene Ontology annotation, biological process: RNA modification.